AUGGAUUACUUGAACAUAAGAAAGUCUUUCUUUGCAUUCCUAUUGGUCCUGUUUGUUUCAUCAUUUUCUGCUAAAGCUAAUGCAUCAACUUCUGAUGAAGAGGCUGCUGCUCUUUUGAAAUGGAAAGCAAGUUCUGGAAACGUGAACAAUAGCUUCCUGACUUCAUGGAAUCUUCAGCCUACGAAUGCCAAAAAUUCUUCAAAUCCUUGCACAUGGGCUGGUGUUUCAUGCAUUGAUGGAAGUGUCAACAGGUUGAAACUCACAAAUUCAAGUGUCAAAGGUACACUCGAAGACUUUCCGUUUUCAUCCCUCCCAAAUCUUGAAUAUUUGGAUCUCAGCUUGAAUGAAAUUUCUGGCAGCAUACCUCCUCUGAUGGGUAAUCUCUCGAAGCUCAUUCAUCUUAAUUUGUCUUCAAAUUUGUUGUCCAAAAAAAUCCCACCUGAAAUCGGCCUGUUAUCAAAACUUGAAACCCUCCUCCUAAGUUUAAACAACUUUUGUGGCUCAAUUCCAAUGGAAGUAGGCCAAUUAAGGUCACUUAUGCAGCUUUCUUUGCAUGCAAACAACAUCCAUGGUCCUGUUCCCAGUUCCCUUGGCAAUAUGAAAAACUUGACUUUUCUCAGUCUCGGCUACAAUAUGCUUUCAGGUCCGAUUCCCACAGAAAUAGGAAAUCUUUCCAAUCUAGCUUACAUUAAUAUGCAAAGCAACUAUUUAACAGGUCCUAUUCCCCCAGAGAUAGGGAAUUUGAAAGCACUUGAAAGUCUGAGCUUGUCUGAAAAUAAUCUCAGAGGUUCAAUCCCAAAAUCACUAGGUAGCACAACCAACUUGGCUCUUCUUUCCCUGGACAGAAACCAAUUUUCUGGUUCAAUUCCUGCUUCCUUAGGCAAUUUGAGUAAACUGGAAAUUCUGGAACUCCACGAUAACAAACUUUCUGGUGCCAUUCCGGAAGAGUUGGGACAAAUACCAGAGUUGGUUAUGUUGGAGAUGGGGGAAAAUCAGCUCUCUGGUCAGCUACCCAAACAACUUUGUCAAAAUAGCAAACUUAUGUACUUCAGUGUGAGCAACAACUUGCUUACUGGUCCAAUCCCAAGAUGCCUGAGAAACUGCUUAAGCUUAAUUAGGGCCACUUUUAGUGGGAACCAGCUAACUGGUAACCUGACAGAGAUGUUUGAUAUACUUCCAGGCUUGAAUAUGAUGGACCUUAGCAACAACCAUUUCUACGGGGAGCUCUCAGGAUAUUUGUUGAGAUCUGCAAAUCUGAGAAUUUUGCGGAUGGCAAACAAUAACAUCUCAGGUUUUAUACCUUCAGGAUUGGGCAACUUAUCUCAAUUAAAUGAACUUGAUCUUUCUUCAAAUCAAUUAACUGGUGAAAUUCCGAAGGAAAUUGGGAAAGUAGCUUCUAUUAUAUAUCUGCGUCUGCAAGACAAUCAAUUUUAUGGAAGCAUACCUCUAGAAAUAGGAAUCCUAACAAAUCUGCUUUAUCUCGAUGUGUCCUCAAACACCUUGACUGGAUCCAUUCCAGGAUACUUAGGAGAUUGCCAGCAACUUUCUUAUUUAAACUUGAGCAACAACAAUUUAAGCCAAAAGAUUCCAGUUCAAAUAGUUAGGUUAGAUCACUUAUCCCUUUUGGAUUUAAGUAAUAAUUUGUUAUCAGGAGAGAUACCUUCUGAACUAAGCAGUUUGGAGAACCUCGAAGUGUUGGAUCUCUCACACAAUAACCUCUCUGGCUCUAUUCCUAGGGGCUUGGGAAAAUUGCCUGACUCAGUUCAUAUUGACCUAUCCUUUAAUAACUUAGAGGGUCCAGUUCCAAAUGGAACGGCUUUCAGGAAUGCCACCGUAGAAGAGUUAAAGGGAAACAAAGGCCUGUGUGGCAACAAUGCAGGGCUAAAACCUUGUGAAAAUCCUCAAAGGAAGGAGAAGGGGCACAAACGUGUUCUCAUAAUUGUACUCCCUCUUGUGGGAUCUCUCAUACUAGUUUGUGCAUCUUUGGGAGUUCUUAUCUGUUGUGAAAGAAGAAAAAGUAAAAGAACAACCAAUGGACAUGGCAUGGAUGUAAAGGAUGACAAUCUGUUUUCUAUAUCCACAUUUGAUGGAGAAGCAAUGUACAGAGAAAUCUUAAAAGCAACACAAGAAUUCAGUGACUUGUUUUACAUUGGAGGAGGAGGUUAUGGAAGUGUUUACAAGGCACAACUUUUGUCUGGUGCCACACUAGCUGUAAAGAGACUUCAUGACUUGUCCGAAAUGGCAGAUCAUGGAGGUUUCUUGAAUGAGAUAAGAGCUUUGACAAGAAUCAAACAUCAAAAUAUUGUCAACCUUUAUGGUUUCUGCUCAAAUGCUACACAUUCCCUUUUGGUUUAUGAGUACCUCGGACAAGGUAGUUUGGCCAAAAUUUUGAGAAUAGAUAAAGAAGCCACGGAGCUGGAUUGGGAAAAGAGGGUGAAUAUCAUUAGGGGUGUUGCUGAUGCUUUAUCUUAUAUGCAUCAUGAUUGUUCACAUCCAAUAGUUCAUCGGGAUAUUUCCAGCUACAAUGUCUUGCUUGAUUCAGAAUAUCAGGCUCGUAUUUCUGACUUUGGCACUGCAAAGCUUCUCAAGAAGGGCUCGUCUAAUUGGAGUGCUCUUCGAGGUAGAUGUGGAUCUAUUGCACCAGGUAUUAACUUUGCAAUUUUUGUUGGUGGGCUCUACUUUGGUAUAGCUUGUUCGUUAGAGCAUAAGCACCAGCAAUCCUGA
This is a messenger RNA of Coffea eugenioides, 2724 nucleotides long. Its product is annotated as MDIS1-interacting receptor like kinase 2-like. Gene Ontology annotation, biological process: protein phosphorylation. NCBI's taxonomy places the organism in Eukaryota, Viridiplantae, Streptophyta, Magnoliopsida, Gentianales, Rubiaceae. The record is from RefSeq and is a predicted model, not a curated record. Bases 1 to 2724 code for a protein of 907 amino acids. Gene Ontology annotation, molecular function: protein kinase activity; ATP binding; protein binding. The transcript has a single exon.